AUGGGUUUCUUUUCUACCUCGAACCGUGCCGAUUCCUUCAUUGCAGCCGGUACAACCUCAACAAUAUAUGCCGUUGACGAAAACUUUGUCAUCAAACUCCGUCCCUCAUUAGGGGAUUUUCAGCGCCAAGCUUACGACACUGAAGUUCGCUCUUACAAGCGACUUGGGCACCAUGGACACAUCGCAUCUUGCGAAGUAAACGAGGAAGGUCUCCUACUGGAACGCGGGAUUUGUCUUCGGACCAUACUUCAGAGUGCUGGAAGCACUUCCGAUGGACCGUCGAAAGCCAGGGAGUCUCCGAUCUCUUUAGCUACGAAACUUCAAUGGGCGCAGGAAGCCGCGGAUGGUCUUGCAUAUAUUCAUAGCAAGGGUAUUGUCCAUGCAGAUAUUGGUUGUCACAAUAUGACUGUGGACAACUCCAACCACGUCAAGUUCAUUGACUUCGCUGGUUCCGGCAUCGACAGUGAAGCCCCGUUAGUCUGCUACGAGUGGUUCAGCUUCCAACCUGGUAAGGAAAUCGGUGUAUGCACGGAUAUAUUUGCUUUCGGGUCAAUGCUGUUCGAACUUGAAACAGGGCGUGUCCCUUAUAGCGAGCUGGAAGGGACUAUGGAGAUGGGGAACCUAAUUACAGUUGUUGAGAACUUGUUCGCACAGCGGCAGUUUCCAUCUGUGGAGACUUUGGCCCUCGGGUCUGUCAUUUCUGCUUGCUGGAAUGGCAAAUACAAUUCAAUGGAGGAAGUCCAUCGAGAUAUUGCGUGUCAAACCAUGUCCAGACGCACCCUCCGUCUCCUAGGCUACACCACCGCCGUCACUGGCAUAACCGGCUACAGCAUCCACCGAGGACUAAGCCACCUGGAAGAAAAAUACCCAGCACUUCCCCCCGCAGCAGGCAGCAGAGCCCUCCGCACACCGGAGCACCCAAAUACACAACGCUGCGCAUAUACCGACAUCUACGCCGCCCAAAUACCGCUACAAGCCCUCGAAGCACGCAUCCCAAGCGCCAAGACAUCAUCAAAAACAGAGCUCGAGUAUGCCUGGGCUCGAUCCGUGCUCGGGAGCAAGCUCCUACGAGCUGAGGGCUCUAUCCUCGGACUACUCACGAGCUUCCGCUUCACGCCAUGCGAUACAGGCAGCUCGACAGGAGGAUUCUCGCCGGAUGAAACCACCGGUGCGCCUCGCGUUCUGCUGAACGGUUUAUUUCAAGUACAGCGCCUUCCGGCCGCUGACGCGGAUAGCAAUGGACUGCUGGUCUCGUCGGAAUUGCCCGACAAGCCCCGCGUGUUCUUUGAGAUGAUUGCGCGGUGGGGGUAUCCUUGGCGCUUGAUGUCGCGUGUGAAGCAUGAGAUGAGUGUUUCUGAGCCGUUCUGGAAGAAUGGUCAGGGGAUGUUUGUUGAGGUGCGGUUUGCAAGUGCGCAUGAUUAUGAGAUUGUGGAUGUAGAAGGUGAGCUUGGGAAACAGAAGAUUAUUCCGGAUUGGACUUUGAGACUGCAUCGUGGAUAUGCUAGGUUAAUUCUUGAUUCUGCUGUUCGAGAACUGCAACGGGAUGUUGAGAAAUAG
Penicillium roqueforti is the source of this 1557-nucleotide messenger RNA. RefSeq lists its product as uncharacterized. The coding region runs from base 1 to 1557 and encodes 518 amino acids. Gene Ontology annotation, cellular component: cytoplasm. Gene Ontology annotation, molecular function: protein kinase activity; ATP binding. The transcript has 2 exons. NCBI's taxonomy places the organism in Eukaryota, Fungi, Ascomycota, Eurotiomycetes, Eurotiales, Aspergillaceae. Gene Ontology annotation, biological process: signal transduction; protein phosphorylation. The record is from RefSeq and is a predicted model, not a curated record.